This is a messenger RNA of Saccharomyces paradoxus, 3276 nucleotides long. RefSeq names its product Ena1. NCBI's taxonomy places the organism in Eukaryota, Fungi, Ascomycota, Saccharomycetes, Saccharomycetales, Saccharomycetaceae. The coding region runs from base 1 to 3276 and encodes 1091 amino acids. Gene Ontology annotation, cellular component: plasma membrane. Gene Ontology annotation, molecular function: ATP binding; ATP hydrolysis activity; P-type calcium transporter activity. The transcript has a single exon. Gene Ontology annotation, biological process: calcium ion transmembrane transport; intracellular calcium ion homeostasis. The record is from RefSeq and is a predicted model, not a curated record.
AUGAGCGAAGGAACCGUUAAAGAAAACAAUAAUGCAGAAUUCAAUGCUUAUCACACAUUGACUGCAGAAGAAGCCGCUGAAUUCAUAGGCACAAGUCUGACUGAAGGUCUCACUCAAGAUGAGUCUCUCCGCAGACUGAAAGCAGUGGGAGAGAACACAUUGGGUGAUGACACCAAAAUUGACUAUAAGGCAAUGGUUCUUCAUCAGGUAUGCAAUGCAAUGAUUAUGGUCCUUUUAAUAUCUAUGGUAAUCUCGUUUGCCAUGCAUGAUUGGAUUACUGGUGGCGUUAUUUCUUUUGUAGUCGGAGUUAACGUCGGUAUUGGCCUAGUUCAAGAAUAUAAGGCUACAAAGACAAUGAACUCUUUGAAAAACUUGAGCUCUCCCAAUGCUCAUGUUAUUAGGAACGGGAAAAGUGAGACUAUAAACUCAAAAGAUGUGGUUCCAGGUGAUAUUUGUCUGGUGAAGGUCGGUGAUACUAUUCCUGCUGAUUUACGUUUAAUUGAAACUAAGAAUUUUGAUACUGAUGAAUCACUACUGACCGGUGAAUCUUUGCCUGUCUCCAAAGACGCCAACUUAGUGUUUGGAAAAGAAGAAGAAACCUCCGUGGGUGAUCGUUUGAAUUUAGCAUUUUCUUCAUCCACCGUUGUCAAGGGAAGAGCCAAGGGUAUUGUCAUCAAGACAGCUUUGAAUAGUGAAAUUGGUAAAAUUGCAAAAUCUCUACAAGGUGAUUCAGGUCUCAUUUCCCGCGAUCCUAGUAAGUCGUGGUUACAGAAUACAUGGAUAUCUACAAAGAAAGUUACUGGUGCAUUUUUAGGUACAAAUGUCGGUACGCCCCUGCACAGGAAACUGUCUAAGUUGGCGGUAUUGCUUUUCUGGAUUGCCGUACUUUUUGCUAUCAUUGUCAUGGCCUCCCAGAAGUUCAGUGUAGACAAGGGUAUAGCUAUUUAUGCCAUCUGUGUGGCUCUAUCUAUGAUUCCCUCUUCAUUAGUCGUUGUCCUGACCAUCACCAUGUCUGUUGGGGCAGCUGUUAUGGUUUCUAGAAACGUUAUUGUAAGAAAAUUAGAUUCUCUGGAAGCUUUAGGUGCCGUUAACGACAUCUGUUCUGACAAGACCGGUACUCUUACACAGGGUAAAAUGUUAGCGAGGCAAAUUUGGAUCCCUCGCUUUGGUACCAUAACUAUCUCGAAUUCUGAUGACCCCUUUAAUCCCAAUGAGGGCGACGUGAGUUUGAUUCCAAGGUUUUCACCUUACGAAUAUUCUCAUAAUGAGGAUGGUGACGUUGGUAUUCUCCAGAAUUUCAAGGAUCGCCUAUACGAAAAAGAUUUACCAGAAGAUAUUGACAUGGAUCUAUUUCAAAAGUGGCUCGAAACCGCCACUUUGGCUAACAUUGCUACUGUUUUUAAAGAUGAUACAACAGACGGUUGGAAGGCUCAUGGUGACCCAACAGAAAUUGCGAUUCAAGUGUUUGCUACUAAGAUGGACUUGCCCCGCAGUGCCCUUACCGGUGAGAAAUCGACUAAUCAAAGUAAUGAGAAUGAUCAAUCCUCUCUUUUACAACACAAUGAGAAGCCUGGCAGUGCACAAUUCGAACAUAUUGCUGAAUUCCCAUUCGACUCAACUGUGAAGAGAAUGUCAUCUGUCUACUACAACAAUCACAACGAAACAUAUAAUAUUUAUGGCAAGGGUGCUUUCGAAAGCAUUAUCAGUUGUUGCAGUUCUUGGUAUGGUAAGGAUGGUGUAAAAAUCACACCAUUGACCGAUUGUGAUGUCGAAACGAUAAGGAAAAAUGUUUACAGUCUAUCAAAUGAGGGUUUAAGAGUCUUGGGUUUUGCCUCCAAAUCUUUCACUAAAGAUCAAGUGAAUGACGAUCAAUUGAAAAACAUUACUUCAAACAGGGCCACCGCAGAAAGUGAUUUAGUUUUCCUAGGGUUGAUUGGUAUUUACGAUCCACCCAGAAAUGAGACUGCCGGUGCAGUCAAGAAGUUUCACCAAGCUGGUAUUAACGUUCAUAUGUUAACUGGGGACUUUGUGGGUACAGCAAAGGCUAUCGCUCAGGAGGUUGGCAUCUUACCCACUAAUUUAUACCAUUACUCUCAAGAGAUUGUUGACAGUAUGGUCAUGACCGGAUCUCAGUUUGACGGACUAAGUGAAGAGGAAGUAGACGACUUGCCCGUCUUACCUCUAGUUAUUGCACGUUGUUCUCCGCAGACUAAGGUGAGAAUGAUCGAAGCUUUACACCGUAGGAAAAAGUUCUGCGCAAUGACGGGUGAUGGUGUUAACGAUUCUCCAUCUUUAAAGAUGGCCAAUGUUGGUAUCGCAAUGGGUAUCAAUGGUUCAGAUGUUUCCAAAGAAGCGUCCGAUAUUGUUCUAAGUGAUGACAAUUUUGCUUCUAUUCUGAAUGCCGUUGAAGAAGGUCGCAGAAUGACGGAUAACAUCCAGAAAUUUGUUCUGCAAUUAUUGGCAGAAAAUGUUGCUCAGGCUUUGUAUUUGAUUAUUGGUUUGGUAUUCAGAGAUGAAAACGGAAAAUCAGUAUUUCCCUUAUCACCAGUGGAAGUAUUGUGGAUUAUUGUCGUCACCUCUUGUUUUCCUGCUAUGGGGCUAGGUCUAGAAAAGGCUGCUCCAGAUUUGAUGGAUAGACCUCCUAAUGAUUCAGAGGUUGGUAUUUUCACAUGGGAGGUUAUUAUCGACACAUUUGCAUACGGGUUUUUGAUGGCUGGUUCUUGUAUGGCCUCUUUCACUGGGUCACUCUACGGAAUAAAUAAUGGUGGAUUGGGAGUUAAUUGUGAUAGGUCUUAUAACAGCAGUUGUCGUGACGUUUAUAGAUCACGUUCUGCAGCUUUCGCAACUAUGACGUGGUGCGCUUUGAUUCUGGCUUGGGAAGUGGUUGACAUGAGAAGAUCUUUUUUCAGAAUGCAUCCAGACACUGACAGCCCAGUCAAGGAAUUUUUCAGAAGUAUUUGGGGAAACCAGUUUUUGUUCUGGUCAAUCAUUUUUGGAUUUGUGUCAGCCUUCCCCGUCGUCUAUAUUCCGGUUAUUAAUGAUAAAGUGUUUUUGCAUAAACCAAUUGGUGCUGAAUGGGGUCUCGCCAUUGCAUUCACAAUUGCAUUCUGGAUAGGUGCUGAACUUUACAAGUGUGGAAAGAGGCGCUAUUUCAAAACUCAGAGAGCGCACAACCCGGAGAAUGAUUUGGAGAGUAACAAUAAGCGCGAUCCAUUCGAAGCGUACAGUACUUCUACUACAAUCCAUACAGAAGUUAAUAUUGGUAUUAAACAAUGA